Molecule: messenger RNA, 3351 nt
Organism: Oikopleura dioica
Lineage: Eukaryota; Metazoa; Chordata; Appendicularia; Copelata; Oikopleuridae
Source: the annotation of a GenBank genome assembly
AUGUUGGCAUUGGCGGUGAUUUUCGUUACAACGAUAGAUAUUCUUCUGACUUUCAUUUUCAAACAAUUCAAGUCGCCAUCCCAGGCGCAUAAGGAAAUCCUUCAAAUUGAUCAAGAACUCAAGGGAUUGUCUGAAACCGAAGACUUCGUCAAAUGGGCCAGGCUCACACGAAAACGACAGGAAUUGGUGAAGCAAAAUGCUCAAAGUGAAGCGUCUUUUUCUGCUUCAAUUUCUAAAACGAUUUCAACGAUUUCAAAGUUGAGCAAAGUCCUCCUCUUCCUUCUUUUCCGAACAAGCCCGAUUGUCACCCUCGACGCAGAAUUGCUCCCAGUCGCGUUUGCCAAGGCGCUUUCCUUUACUGGCUUCAGUUUCAUACGAUACGGAGAUGUUUCUACUUUCAUGUUUUACUUCUGUGCCAAAUCAAUGUCUGGGAAACUUCUGUUCGAUCUGCGAGGACUGAGUCCUCACGCUGCUGCGUGGCAAUCCCGCGGAGGAAGCGUCCUGGCUCUUGCGUCAAAAGACAGCGUCAAACUCUGGGACCGGUCGGGGCAAUUAGUCGCCGAGAAUGCGGCAAAGCAAGCUCUUAUCGCGUGGGAUUCUGACGGGCAGAUUCUCUCCAUCAUUCCGAGCAAGUCGCAGAGUCUCACCGUCCUGAUGAUGUCAAACAAGCAAUCGAGGGUGAUUGAGUUUGAUUUGAAAGAUCAGCUCGUUUGCCAGGCUUGGAGCAUGAAUACAAAUUCGCUGGCUAUCGGGACGAGUAAAGGAUCGUUGAUUCUAGUCGAUUUCAAGACCGAUAAAAAAGUACCUGUCUUGGGAAAACACGGGAAAAAGAUCUCGCACGCUGUCUGGUCAAAAGAUAACCGACUGGCUUUGGCAUCAAUUGACGGGAUGAUUUCAGUUAAUGACUCAAAAGGAGACCUUAUUGUUUCACAACGACUUCGAGCGGAACCACAAGAUCUUCAAUUUGGCUCAAUGAAGAGCGACCAGCGAUCGCAUGCUCCAGACACGAUUUCAGUCCUUCAAGAAAAACGCUCCAUCUUCCUGUGGCGAUACGAAGGGGAGGAGCAAUCCGAGCUUUCUUUCCAAGCGAGCUAUGGGAAGAUCAUUUCCUACAGUUGGUAUGGCGACGGAUAUCUAGCGAUCGCCUUUGAUACAGGAAGACUUAUCGGCGUUUCUACUCAUAUUGCUGAAAUCGGAACAGAAAUCUUCAACAUUCAAGAUCACUCUGAAUUCUGCAGCUCUAUGAAGCUCACGAAUGAUGGGAUCAAGCUUGCAACAGCUGGAGAAGAUUCAAUUCGAGUCCACUCAGUUGCCAAUAUGAAAGUGACGGAUUCGAUCAUUCCGAUUCCUGACGAAACUGCCGGCGGCUUUAGGGCCAUCCAAUGGUCGGACAAUGGCGCGCUCAUUGCCGCACUCAGUAAUUCCGGAACGAUCUACGUUUUUCUGACGGAAUUGACUGUUAUGGGACAAAGUAAUGGGAAUAAACUCGCCUAUCUCAGCUCAUUGUCGGAAAUGACGCUUUUUGAACCAAACACGGAAUCGAAAAAGAUCAAGCUUGGCAUGGAGCCCAGCUUUGUCGGUCUUGGCCCUGCAGAUCUUUGCUACGGAUUCAACAACAAGGCGAAAUUCCAUCAACUGGAUGAUGGAAGCUUGACGGAGAAAGAAUACGUUGGCUCUGUAAAACGCGUUUCGGUUGGAAAUGAUUACGCUGUUGGAUUGCUCAGUGAUGGUCGCCUUCAGUUGCAUUUGAUUGUCGAUGAUGGAAUGACGCCUGAAAAAUCCGUGAAGAUCUUCCCCGAUGGAAAGUCUCAAGACGGUAACAUCAUCGCAGCUGAAAUUCGUGGAGAAAUGCUCAUCUAUGCGACAAGUGGCGGCAAAUUGAGAUUUUUCUCCUCGAUGAAUGGACAGAAAACCCUUCUCAUUGACGAUGUCAACAAGGGUUAUGUCUACACAGCUGGAGAUGAUACUCUCAUGGAAGUUGGCGAGCUCCCUGGACGGGUAAAUGGCUGCCUUUGGGACGCUGUGGAGACGCAUGUCUUUACAGUCUGGGAUAAUCAAAACCAGCUGGUGGUGUUUUCCGUGCACGAUCUUCACGUCGAGGGACAAAAAGUCGAACAAGUAGCGAUCGGACGCAAACCAAAAGGGCAAUCGCCGCUAUUACUAUCUUCCGGGCUUUUGUUUCUUCAGACAAGCUCCGGAAAACUUAACCGAAUCACCCUUCCUUCUCAUAAAGGAUCCGGGCCAGCUGAGAUGAGCGACUUAGAAAAUGCCAUUCGACUGCGUAACUGGCCUUCUGCUCAAGAAAUAUGCGCCGAACUUGACGAUCCAAAGGCGUGGAAUAAAGCCGCAGAAGGUCCAACAUGCGGGAAUGGUUUUGAAUCUGAUGGAAUUAAAAACGAAGAAGAUAUUUUCUACCUACGCGGGGCCUGCUCAGUUUUGUUGAGGAACUUUGACGUCGCGCAGAAAGCUUUCUUGCAAUCUAGCGAGCCUAUUGCUGCGCUAGAACUUCGAAGAGAUCUCCAACAUUGGGAAGAAUCGCUCUCCUUGGCAAAUCGACUCGCUCCAGAGAGAAUACCAGAAAUUGCUCGUGAAUACGCUGCGCAGCAAGAAUUUGAAGGAAAUUACUCAGGCGCUCUUGGUAAUUACGAACGAGCAAUUCAAGACGGAGCGAAGACGCUUUCGAAGGAGCAGUUAUUCCUGGCGAGCUCUGGAAUCGCUCGAUGCUCGUUGAGAAUGGGCGAUUUGAGGAGAGGUCUUCAACUGGCGAACAAUUCUAGCUCAAAGGUCUUGAAGCGAGAAUGCGCUGAUAUCCUAGACAAAAUGAAACAGUACACUCAAGCUGGCAUGCUCUAUGUAAAAGGAGAGUUCUGGGAAAAAGCUGCCGCAUCAUUUCUAAAGGGCAAGGAAUCGAAUCGAGUCGCUGAAAUUAUUGAUAAAGUUGACGCUGUCAAGAUCCACAUGGCUUUUGCAAAAACUCGAGAGGCCGAAGGCAAGAUCGAUGAAGCGUUGACUGCGUAUGGCCGAGCUGGAGACGAAGACGCUCGAAUCCGAUUGCUGCUUUCUUCGGGCAGGACUCUUGAAGCUGAAGAAAUUGUGAAGGAAACUGGCUCGCUUGAGGGAGCCGAUAGAAUAGCUCGAUACUACAUCAAAAAGGCGAUUACGGCAGCGCCAUUGAGUUUCUCGUUCUUUCUGACUGUAACACAGAAGCUUUCCAACUGGCCCAGCAGCACUCGCAAAUGGAGACGUACGCUGAAAUUAUCGGAAAUAGAGGGGGCAUUGAUGAUUUCAAAUCGAUCGCGAUUCACUUUGAAAACGAUGGCAAUUUCCUACAGUCUGGCAAGUUCUUCCUGA